GUCGCUUGGCAGCCAAGACGGACAGACAGAUGCGAGGAGGCGGUCAGUUACUCCAGCAGAAGUAGCAUAUAAUCAAACUGAAGUAAGGUGAAACAAAGUCAUACACAUCUGGGAUGGCAUGAGGAUGCACACAUUUUACCCUCUAUCACUGAAAAAGAGUUCUCAUAAAAAGCUUUCCAUCAGUCACACAGGCAGUUUUCGGUGGUUAUGGCUAAAGACCCGUUGGCAGAGGCUGGUCUUCAUUUUGAUGAACUCAACAAACUACGAGUACUUGAGCCUGACGUGAGCCAGAAAACUACAGAGCUCAAAGAGGACUGUGAGGACUUUGUUGACAAGAUUGGCCAAUUUCAGAAAAUUGUAGGUGGACUUAUUGAACUUGUGGAUGAACUAGCAAAGGAAGCAGAAACCGAAAAAAUGAAGGCCAUAGGUGCCAGAAAUUUGUUGAAAUCGGUUGGAAAGCAACGCGAGGCCCAACAGCAACAGCUUCAGGCUCUGAUCACAGAAAAGAAAAUGCAGUUGGAAAGAUAUCGAAUAGAAUAUGAAGCUCUUCAAAAAGUGGAAGCAGAGCAGAAUGAAUUCAUUGACCAGUUUAUACUGCAAAAAUGAAAGUGCAGUUUGCUUUCAAGAUUCCACUAUUUCUUCAAUAACAUCCUGUCUAUUGGACAAGAAAAGUGAUGUUAUGCAUCUGACUCACAAUGACUUCCUAUAAGUGCUGGGUCUCAAGCUAGGUUAAUUGAGUUGACUAGUCAAUAGGUGACAACCUUUGACUCUCUGUUGCAUUAACAUUGAGUGCUGUUGUAUGGCCAGAUCCAAGGGAAACACACUUCCCCA
Molecule: messenger RNA, 831 nt
Organism: Myxocyprinus asiaticus (Chinese sucker)
Lineage: Eukaryota; Metazoa; Chordata; Actinopteri; Cypriniformes; Catostomidae
Product: intraflagellar transport protein 20 homolog
Exons: 7
Coding region: 208-606 (132 amino acids)
Biological process (GO): protein localization to cilium; intraciliary transport; centrosome localization
Cellular component (GO): cilium; Golgi apparatus; centrosome
Source: RefSeq, a predicted model, not a curated record